AUGAAUUUUUUCGUCGAGCGUUCUGUUGCCCUCAUCAAAUCACUUAGCAGCGAGCGCACUCGUUGGGAAAUGGGCUCGGAAACUUUCAAGUCACAAAUGUCUACUAUUAUUGGAGACUGCCUACUUUCCUCUGCCUUCAUGGCUUACGGUGGAUACUUCGAUCAAUACAUGCGCUCAAGCCUUUUCUCUACUUGGGCUGAUCAUCUUCGUCAGGCAGACAUUCAAUUCAGAGGAGAUCUUGCCAGAGUAGAGGUAGGUUUCUCUGUUUUUCCGACUUUCUUCUUGAGCAAAUUGUCGACUAUUUAA
Messenger RNA from Protopolystoma xenopodis, 306 nucleotides. The record is from the annotation of a GenBank genome assembly. Lineage: Eukaryota; Metazoa; Platyhelminthes; Monogenea; Polystomatidea; Polystomatidae.